AUGGCACAUUUUGUCCCCCGCCGUUCAUUUGCCGUUCCGUCGUCCAUCCCAAAGUCCUACUUCCUGGGCCAUCACCAGGCCGCCGUCAGCAAGCUCAAGACGGUCCUCUCGAGGAUCUCGCUCGUCAUCGAGUGCCGCGACUAUCGACUGCCUCUGUCCACCCACAACCCCAUUCUCGAAAAGGCGGUUGCCGGCCGCCCGAAGCUCAUCGUCUAUACGAAGCAUGACCUCGGCGGCGACAGCCCCGGGGCUCGGCAGUUUCUGCACAAGCUGCACGGCCGCGGCGCCUUGUUCUGGGACAAGAACCAUCCGGCAUCCACGGCGUCUCUGCUCAAGCGGCUGAAAGAGACGGCCCAAGAUGUCGACUCCAUCACCGGCCUGUGUGCGCUGAUAGUGGGCAUGCCAAACGUCGGUAAGAGUACACUGCUAAACGCCCUCAGAAGCUCCGGGACGACGGGGCGGACGAACAAGGUAGCCAAGACGGGCGACCAAGCGGGCGUCACCCGCAAGAUUGGGACAAGCGUGCGCGUGGUCGAGCCGGAAGAGAGAGGCGGUGUCGGCGCCGGCGUCUACGUGCUCGAUUCGCCAGGAGUCUUUGUCCCGUACGUUGAAGACGGCGAGACCAUGAUGAAGAUUUCUCUUGUGCAGGGCAUCAAGAAGGGGCUCAUUGCAGACGAGAUCUUGGCAGACUACCUGCUCUACAAGAUGAACCUCUGGGAUCCGCAAAUCUACAAUCGGUACUGCGAUCCCACAAACGACAUUGAGGAGUUCCUGGCCGCUGUGGCCAAGCGGGAUGGCAAGCUAAAGGCCGGCGGCGUCCCAGACAUGGGAGAGUCGGCGGCCAGAGUCUUGUCCGAGUGGCGGAAAGGUAAACUCGGCAGAUAUGUGCUGGAUGACCUCUCUGAAGACGCCCUUCGACGCCAUGAAAUGACGGCAGCAAACCCUCCGCUGAGUCUGAACCAGGGCAAGAAGGCAUGGAAAGAGCAACGGAAAGAGGACAGCGCAUAG
Trichoderma reesei QM6a is the source of this 1008-nucleotide messenger RNA. RefSeq names its product GTP-binding protein. Gene Ontology annotation, molecular function: GTPase activity; GTP binding. Lineage: Eukaryota; Fungi; Ascomycota; Sordariomycetes; Hypocreales; Hypocreaceae. The transcript has a single exon. The record is from RefSeq and is a predicted model, not a curated record. Bases 1 to 1008 code for a protein of 335 amino acids. Gene Ontology annotation, cellular component: mitochondrion.